This is a messenger RNA of Botrytis byssoidea, 522 nucleotides long. RefSeq lists its product as uncharacterized. The transcript is spliced from 2 exons. Bases 1 to 522 code for a protein of 173 amino acids. Lineage: Eukaryota; Fungi; Ascomycota; Leotiomycetes; Helotiales; Sclerotiniaceae. The record is from RefSeq and is a predicted model, not a curated record.
AUGUUACAACCGACACGUAAAGAUAGUAGCUUCAUGAAUGAUUCCAAGGACUGGACCACGUGUCCUAGCUGGAUUGAGGGACAAGAAAAGAUAUUGCUCAAGCAAACGGCUAAUGAAAGCAUUGAAAUCCAGAAAGCUUUUGACAAGGCCUUCGAAUAUGAUUAUGAUAAUUGUUGGAUUAAGGAGAAGGUAUGGAAGCGCGAAAUGAGUUUAGCGGAAAUUAUCAAUCAAAUAAAGAUGACUGUGACGGGAAAGAAAAUCAAAAGGAGAUUCAAGGUAGAUAACCGACUCGAAUGGACCAAACCUUGGAUAAACGGAACUUCUCUUGCGGAACAGGAACGUAAUACCCCCAAGUAUGACAUCGUCCAGGAAGUUUACGAACAGAAGCAUCCGGCGGUUCUUGAUGAAGACGUCAUCGAAAGCUUAUGCGAAAUUUUGAAAAAGCUUGCGGAGAAAGGCUUUAGAGUGGAUCCUUCACUCAUUUCUUAUGGGGACCCGACCGAAAAGGACGAUAAGGAGUGA